Messenger RNA from Exophiala xenobiotica, 1130 nucleotides. RefSeq lists its product as uncharacterized. The transcript is spliced from 3 exons. Bases 91 to 855 code for a protein of 254 amino acids. The record is from RefSeq and is a predicted model, not a curated record. Lineage: Eukaryota; Fungi; Ascomycota; Eurotiomycetes; Chaetothyriales; Herpotrichiellaceae.
CGAAGGUAUAAAUGGACCUUUGCCCGUGGCACCCAAACAACACUCUCCAUCUUUCAAGACGUUCUGAAUUGAAAAAACUUCCACUAAGCAAUGUCCUCAUAUCUCAUCACAGGCGCCGGCCGCGGCCUCGGCCUCGAACUCGUCACUCAACUUGUUCAAGCACCGGCCAGUCAAGUGUCCGUGGUCUUCGCAGCUUCUAGACGCGAACCGUCCUCUCCGCUUCAGAAACUCAUCGACAGCUCGUCAGGCCGCGUCGUGCACGUUCCCAUGGUCAUCACCGAGCGCGCCAGCCUCGACAAAGCGGCAGCCGAAGUCGAGGCCAAGCUCGGCGACAAAGGCCUUGAUGUCCUGAUCAACAACGCAGGCGUCAUGCCUCCCACUUUCGAAGGCAUAGCAAAGAUGGACAACCUGCGCUACGCCUUGGAAGUCAACGUCGAAGCCGUGCAUGAGACGAUUGCUGCUUUCUUGCCAUUGUUGAAGAAAGGCACAUUGAAGAAAGUGGUUAACAUAACAACGACUCUCGGGUCCAUCACCCAAGCGCCGAAAUAUAUAUGGGCCCCGUUCCCUGCGUACAAGAUCUCCAAAGCGGCAAUGAAUAUGCUCACCGUUCAGUACGCUCUAGAGUAUGCCAAGGAAGGGUUCACGAUCUUUGGCAUUUCCCCUGGUUGGCUCAAGACCGAUAUGGGCAGCCAACAGGCCGACCUGGAGGUGGAUGUCGGAACGAAAGCGGUGCUCGACAUCAUCUUCCAGAGCAAUCCGGAGAAGUACAAUGGCACGUUUCAGAACGUUCUUGUCCCUGGGUGGGAGAACAAAGAAGGUCCAAAUCAAUAUGACGGCAAGGUCGUACCGUGGUAGGCGCGGACCGACCAGUGAGAAGAUACUCGGCCUGCCGAUGCAUGGCAGCCCAAUAUGUAUGCUUCGGAUGACGCAACGAAGAGUGACUGGACUUGACCGGACUCUGUCGUUUAUAAAGACGCAGACCAUGGGUGACAGGAAGAAGAGACGGGCAGGGCCUUGGAUCUUAGCAUGGCGCACCUCAACCUGGUGCCUGGCCAAUCGAAGAUUCUGCCCUGCAAGGCAUUCGUGUCCCUUUCAGUCGCGUCUGCUCAAGUAUCGUGCCAGGGCUCCAG